AUGGUCCUAAGCCAACAACUCGGUCGCCCUCGUCUAACACGCCUUGAUACAAAGGCUCGUUCAGCCUCGAUUGCUUCGAGUGUCUCAUCAACGACCACAUCUAUGUCCUCCGACUCUUUGCCAAUUAUGACUGACUUGAUGCCAGACCCGGCUGAGAUCUCCACGAAGACACCACCACCCCAAACUAACUUGUCGUCUGAUAUGGAGGAAACACUCGGCUUGCAAGAUCUCGAAUUGAUGAUGCACUGGUGCACAACAACAUAUAGAUCUAUGGCUCGGGACCAUGCAGCCGAAUCAUUAUGGCAAACCGUCAUUCCACGCUUAUCAUUACGAUUUCCAUCUCUACGCCACGGACUUUUGGCCUUAUCGGCGCUGCAUGUGGCGGGAACAAGCACCAGCCCGGAGCGCAAAUGGCGAUAUCUAGCUGCUGCUCGCGAACACCAAGGCCUCGCAUUAGCAGGAAUCAACAUCAGCGGUACCCAAGAAUUCACCGAUUCCCAAUGUGAUGCCCAUUUCGCACUAUGUGGUGUCUUGAUGGUAUUUUCAUUUGCAUAUUGCCUGAUAGACGACGACGUGGAAGACGAAGAACGACCUGAUAUUCUAGAUGAAUUCCUAGAAGUAUUCCAACUUACACGCUGGCUUGUAGGUGCCAUGGUAAUGACCCUGGAGCGUGUGACAACCGGCGAGCUGUAUUCGCUAGUUCGGCCUGAUGAAACAAGGCCGAGAAUGCCAAACAUGUCGAGGUUGGUGAUUUCAUCUCUUCAGCGACGGAAUGAGACCGAAGCCCUCCGUGACUCGAGCCACGAGAAGGAAACCUUCAACGAAACUAUCUUGCAUCUCAGCAACUCAUUGGAGCAACUGAUGAAUGGUGGAGAGCCAAAAGAUUUUGCUUUCUGCUGGUGCUUCCACAUCCCGGUUCGAUAUCCCGAACUGGUUGCUGAGCGCAACCCCUUUGCACUAGUUAUACUAGCCCACUAUGCUGUUGUGCUGCACCAUUUACGAGAUUCGUGGUGGAUGGGUGACUGGGGAAUCCGCCUUCUCAAAGAGAUCGUGGAUGAACUUGAGCCAGAAUGGCGCGACUUGAUCGCGUGGCCUGCAGAUGCUAUGGGCUGGUUUUUACCCGACGAAUAA
This is a messenger RNA of Penicillium angulare, 1131 nucleotides long. RefSeq lists its product as uncharacterized. Gene Ontology annotation, molecular function: DNA-binding transcription activator activity, RNA polymerase II-specific. The record is from RefSeq and is a predicted model, not a curated record. NCBI's taxonomy places the organism in Eukaryota, Fungi, Ascomycota, Eurotiomycetes, Eurotiales, Aspergillaceae. The transcript has a single exon. Gene Ontology annotation, biological process: regulation of transcription by RNA polymerase II. The coding region runs from base 1 to 1131 and encodes 376 amino acids.